Molecule: messenger RNA, 1235 nt
Organism: Lactuca sativa (garden lettuce)
Lineage: Eukaryota; Viridiplantae; Streptophyta; Magnoliopsida; Asterales; Asteraceae
Product: nuclear transcription factor Y subunit B-3
Biological process (GO): regulation of transcription by RNA polymerase II
Cellular component (GO): CCAAT-binding factor complex; nucleus
Molecular function (GO): RNA polymerase II cis-regulatory region sequence-specific DNA binding; DNA-binding transcription activator activity, RNA polymerase II-specific; protein heterodimerization activity
Source: RefSeq, a predicted model, not a curated record
GACCAAAAGUACAAUAAAUUCCCAAAGGGGAAGUUUAUACAAACGUAGGGUUACUCAAGGGACUAUUUAUGCAGUUCCUUCAAGAUUCCCUGCGAUUUCAUACGAGCAAAGAGCCACAACAUCAUCCAGCCGUCCAUUUUUCUCUACCCCACCUCCCCAUCCAACGGUAGAUAAACGUCCCACGUCACAUUUUUCUUAUCAUGAAACAAACAGCUCUCAUUCCACCACGUGUCACAGUCGAUGCGUUAUUACUACCUCGAUCCGACGACCGUCGUACUUUUUCUCACAACUCAACGCUUCUUACAGACCCCAAGCUUCCCGGAGCUCCGGCGUACUCAUCACAGCCGGAGGAUUACUUGAGCUUCGCGCCAAAUACUCCGAAUUAUCCUUUGAAAAGAUUAGAUAUUCAACCCUAUGGCGGAUUCGGAUAACGAAUCAGGAGGUCACAACGCCGGCGGCGAGUUAUCGGCGAGGGAGCAGGACAGGUUCCUGCCGAUUGCAAACGUGAGCCGGAUCAUGAAGAAAGCGUUACCGGCAAACGCGAAGAUCUCGAAGGAUGCAAAGGAAACGGUGCAGGAGUGCGUAUCGGAGUUCAUCAGUUUCAUCACCGGAGAAGCAUCCGAUAAGUGCCAAAGGGAGAAGAGGAAGACAAUCAACGGCGACGACUUGCUGUGGGCGAUGACGACGUUAGGUUUUGAAGAGUACGUGGAGCCUCUGAAGGUGUAUUUGGCAAAGUACAGGGAGAUAGAAGGGGAGAAGACGACGUUGGGAAGACAAGGCGAGAAGGAUGGGUCAUCGGGAGGCGGUGGUGAUGCGGCUGCUGGCGGUGGAGGGAGUGGUGGCGGUGUGAAUUCGGGUGGGUAUAAUGACAGCGGUGGAGGGAUGUAUGGAGGGAUGCAGAACAACAUGAUGAUGGGUCGCCACCACCACCAGAUGUACAAUUCGGGUUCUUAUCAUCAUCAAAUGGGUAUGGGGUUAGGGAGUCCAAAGGGCAGUUUGGGCAGAUCGGGCAGCAUCGGUGGUGGAAGUGGUGGAGCUUCCACUGUGAAGCCUAGGUAGGUGGUGGCUGAAAUAUUUUUAAAAAAUCAACUUUUUUUUUUCUAGUCUUUUCUAAUAUAUUUUUAAUCAGUCUCAUUAACAUGUGGAAUUUUCAAAUAUAAUUCAACAAUCUUAUUUUGUUUUACUUUGUAAAUAAAUAAUUGUUAAUGAAAUGUGUAAUUAUUUUUCAUGUAAAA